This is a messenger RNA of Gigantopelta aegis, 1314 nucleotides long. RefSeq names its product sister chromatid cohesion protein DCC1-like. Bases 40 to 1296 code for a protein of 418 amino acids. Gene Ontology annotation, biological process: maintenance of mitotic sister chromatid cohesion; mitotic sister chromatid cohesion. The transcript is spliced from 12 exons. Lineage: Eukaryota; Metazoa; Mollusca; Gastropoda; Neomphalida; Peltospiridae. Gene Ontology annotation, cellular component: chromatin; chromosome, centromeric region; nucleus. The record is from RefSeq and is a predicted model, not a curated record.
ACGGACAUUUGGACAGUUAUCAACGCUCUCUUAGAGGGUAUGGGACAUGAUAACUCUCCAAAUGUCAGUUUAGCUCUCCUACCGUCAGUGUACUCGGGAUACAGGACACUGGAUGAUGUGAAUGCUAUUCUGGAUUUUGCCAAACUGAAAACGGAUGACUUGCGUACUCGAGUACAAUGUAUUUACUUUUCUGAGCAUCUUGACAAUGAGCGCAUAAAGCUUCUGGAGAUGGACUCUGUCAUUCUUGAUUCUCUCACAGCUCAACAACAAGUUGUGAUACGAGGUGACAAAGAUGAAAAUGCAGUUUUGUGCACCAAUGACAAGACAUUUGAAAUAAAGGAAGCGGAAACAUCAAACUCCAUGUUGAUAAUGACCCAGCUAGAAUACGGAGAUGAACUCACCCCGGGUGAACCACAAGAAAUACAGAUGAGAGAGGUGUGUUCGGUUUUGUACAAAUAUUAUGAACUUCGACCUUGUAAGCCAAAGGUGAAGAAGCUGAAAAAGCUGUUAGAACAAAAUGAGUUCAGUGGGAAAGAGUGCGAGGAGGAUGAGGAACACCAGGGGUCAAAGUUCACAUACACCGAUUUACUGGAUCUGGUGCAGGCCAGUGAAACCGAACUGCAGGUUGCCCUCAAGAAGCUAAAUGCUUGUGUGAUUGAUGGUUAUUGGCGCGUGUUGAAUUUUGACUUCAUGUCUCAAGUUUUAAAUCAUAUUAUUGGACUGUGUGAUGAAAAUGACUGGUAUGACUCUGGGAUUCAGCUUGAUGAAUGUUGUCAGGCUCUAGGAGAGAUCUAUCCCAGAUCUGUUGUACAUCAUGUGGUGAGCAGUUUUUCAAAGCCAAGAACUUCAACUACAGUCGAAGAUGACUCUUCUCAUCAGAAUACAGAUUCAUUAUUUGUUCUAAAUGAAGAUAGCAUCUGCCGCUUCUUUGCAGAAGUGGUUUUGAGGCAAAGUGGCAUGUUUAACCUGGAAGAGUUCCUGAAGGUGUGGCAGCAGUGUGUUCCUGAAUGUAUGAAAACAAGUUUACACCAGAUUGAGGGAAUGGCAUUAAUAAACACAGACACCACACCUCAGGUUAUUUGUUACUUUCCAGUAGAAAACUUACCUGAAGAUAUUCCAGAAAGGUUUAAUUAUCUGUUCAAACGGCGACAGAAGUGGACAUUGGCUGAAAUAACUCCAUACAUAAAAGAUGUGGCCACAGAGAAGACCAAUGUUGGUGCAUUGCUGAUGAAAUACGCCAGAGCCUCUUUGCAGAAUGGUGUUAAAGUGUUCAAUUCUAAGAAGCCAGUCACAUAAUAAACUGUAUUUAUUCUA